GGCUCAUCUAAGUUUCCUUUCCACCUCUUUCGCAGCAGCUCUUUUUAGCAUCUCCAGCAGCCAAUUUCAAACGAUCGUUGUAGCGACAAGCGUUGUUCUUCUCCACGUCAUCUAGUUAGAAGUAGCCUUCUCCUUUUUCUUGCUCUUUUUAGCAAUCUUAGUCUUAAAAAAUGCCGAUUGGUAGCGGAGCUUCGAACAAGGCCCAACGUGGCGUAGUCGAGAAGAAGGCCAAGAGUGGUGGCGGCUGCGAACUCGAUGAGGAUAAGGCCUUUAAGGCGAAGCAGGUAUUCGAAUCUUAAGGUUUUUUGGUUUUUAGAAAAAAGGGUCAGGGAGUGAUGUUUACGUGAUCGCUGUAAUCGUGUUUGAAAAGAUGACUUUUGAACCAGAAUUAGAGAUCAUAGAGCAUCGUUCUGUUCUUGUAUAUUAAAUGACCCAAAAUCAGGCCGCAGAGAAGAAGGCCUUGGCUGCUGCCGCAGCUGGUAUCAAGGGAAAGAAGAAGUAAGCGGAGGAUGCUUCCAAGAUGCUAUUGAUAGCGUGCAAACAAACUUAAGUGGUGCAAACUGAUGUUCAUGAUUGAGGGCGCAAACUUCAUCUACUUCUCCUCAACAAUGAAGAAGGGGAACGGCUUUUCCAAUAUUGAUGAGAGGUGAUACAUUAAACCGCAUGAAUUCGAUCUAUUUUUCGUUCGCUGUAGGGGAUAACAACAUACUGAUUAUUUCUUCAUACAAGAACAAAAGUCAGGUUGAGAGCUCACUGGCGGGUCUUGUAAACCCGGGUGGGUGGGGUAGGUAUAGUUUCAAGUGUUCGAUCCCGACGAGGUCCUUGAUUCUACGACUUGGUGUCGCCAGUUGCACUUGUGCAAAGGAUCUUCAUUUUCGUGGAGGUAGCAAAAA
Messenger RNA from Amoebophrya sp. A25, 893 nucleotides. The record is from the annotation of a GenBank genome assembly. NCBI's taxonomy places the organism in Eukaryota, Dinophyceae, Syndiniales, Amoebophryaceae.